GUGUUUAAAGAUGUAUGAAGAGCCUUGAGGAGAAAGUAGAGUCUCUGUUAACCCAUUUCACUAACAGUGAAACUUCCAUACAGUGAUCUGCCUCCGUAAGCGCUUGUGGGACAGCCAGACGGGGCAGGUGGGGGGGUUCCACCUGCUGAAUGAACGCGGUCAGUAUUGGGGAGUACCAUGGGCUGCGGGUGGGCUCGGCCCUGCUCAGUAUUGUUGCAGGUUGUAUCAUCAUUGGCGUGUCAAAGGACUGUGAUGCAGAUGCUGUAGGAGGCAUUUUCCUCGGGGCAGGGGGGCUUGGUCUCCUCAUUUCCGUCUACCCGUUCAUAAGAGCAUGGCUCAGCUUCCAUCACAUACUGCCCAACAUAGGCAACUUCAGAGUGCACCCAAUGGCUACAAAUUUAAAUCCAGCCCCUGAACAGCCUGUGGCUACACUCACACGAGAGGGGACUCAAAGCCAACUUAAUGUAGAACGUUCGAAGAGCCGGAUGGGGACAUUUGUGGAGACAGCAGCUCCUACAGCAGCCGAGGGCUCACAUGAUGAUGGGCCUUCUGCAGACAUUCCAGAUAUCUUGGGCAGGCGAAAGUUUAAAUCGCCAUCUUCUGAUCAAGACCCUUCAUAAUGGCUGGAUCCGGAUGGAGUCUCGUUAAAGAGCAAACAGUAUUCAUUUCACAAUAAGCAAGGCUGAUCUAAUACUAAAAUACUGUUUGAUAAAAGCAAUGAGCAAGCUGAAAGUGAUCAAUUGAAAAACAAUAAAGUCAAGAAAAACCA
Molecule: messenger RNA, 769 nt
Organism: Ctenopharyngodon idella (grass carp)
Lineage: Eukaryota; Metazoa; Chordata; Actinopteri; Cypriniformes; Xenocyprididae
Gene: kncn
Product: kinocilin
Exons: 5
Coding region: 150-620 (156 amino acids)
Source: RefSeq, a predicted model, not a curated record